Molecule: messenger RNA, 957 nt
Organism: Sciurus carolinensis (gray squirrel)
Lineage: Eukaryota; Metazoa; Chordata; Mammalia; Rodentia; Sciuridae
Gene: Ccnp
Product: cyclin P
Exons: 7
Coding region: 1-957 (318 amino acids)
Biological process (GO): mitotic cell cycle phase transition; regulation of cyclin-dependent protein serine/threonine kinase activity
Cellular component (GO): cytoplasm; centrosome; cyclin-dependent protein kinase holoenzyme complex
Molecular function (GO): cyclin-dependent protein serine/threonine kinase regulator activity
Source: RefSeq, a predicted model, not a curated record
AUGAGGAAGAGCCAGAGGGCAGUGUGGGCGGCUGGGGAGGACUGGGGUCCCAAUGCCUCCCUUGAUUCAGAGCUUCGGGGCGCCCCAGUCCCCGACGGCGUCGCCGCGGGUACGAGGGUCCCCCGGGGGCCCCCGGAGAAGCUGUGCGCGCCGCCGGGGCUGGAGGAGGCCCUGAGCUCGCUGGGGCUGGCGGGGGAACGCGAGUAUGCCGGGGACAUCUUCGCUGAAGUCAUGGUGUGCCAUGCGCUGCCCCGGAGAGCCCUGCCCCGCACCAUUACUCCAGAGAUGCGUGCGCUAGUGGUGGACUGGCUGGUUCAGGUGCACGAGUACCUGGCCCUGGCGGGGGACACGCUUUACCUGGCGGUGCACCUGCUCGAUUCCUACCUGCGCGCCGGCAGAGUGCGUCUACACCGCCUGCAGCUGCUGGGCAUGGCCUGCCUGUUCCUGGCAUGCAAAAUGGAAGAGUGCGUGCUCCCCGAGCCUGCCUCCCUCUGCCUGCUGAGUGCCGGCUCCUUCUCGAGGGCAGAGCUGCUCCGCGCAGAGCGCCGCAUCCUGAGCCGCUUGGAUUUCCGACUGCACCAUCCUGGCCCGUUGCUGUGCCUGGAGCUGCUCACUGCGCUGGCGGGCAGCGGCCCCCAGGUGAUGCUGCUCGCCACCUACUUCCUGGAGCUGUCCCUGCUGGAGGCUGAGGCUGCAGGAUGGGAGCCUGGUCGUCGCGCAGCUGCGGCUCUGAACCUGGCACAUCGCGUGCUCCACGGGGCGGGCUCCAGGCCCAAGCCGACGCUUUACAGCUCCGUGGAGCUGGACCCCCUCGAGCGGUGCAUGGUCCGCGCCUCUCUCCGGGGCCCCGCUCCAGGCCGCGCCGCGGUCUUCCUCAAGUACGCGCGGCCCCAGCGCCAGGGCACCAGCCUCGCCGCCGCCCGCCUGCUCCGGCGUCCCCAGCCUGGGCCUCCCUGA